Stylophora pistillata is the source of this 771-nucleotide messenger RNA. RefSeq lists its product as uncharacterized. NCBI's taxonomy places the organism in Eukaryota, Metazoa, Cnidaria, Anthozoa, Scleractinia, Pocilloporidae. The record is from RefSeq and is a predicted model, not a curated record.
AUGUCCCCCGGAACAGAUCUAGGCAACGCGUACCUUGCCGUGAAUUCUACACUGGAUCACAACCGACUCUGCGCCCUAGAUGUCUUAGGACAAGAGGACAAACUAUCUACCCACCAGAGCGACGUCCACGAAGAAUUUAAGGAGCAACUGGCUAGAAGUCCAGACGGCCGAUACGAAACUGGACUACCCUGGAAAGGGAACUUUCCUGAGUUGCCAAAUAAUUGUGCGGGCAGUGUGCGCAGAGUGAACUCUCUUUUACGGAAAUUAAAGAGAACUGAUAUGCCAGACCAGUACGACGACAUUAUUCGGGAACAGUUAGAGGAAGGUGUGGUUGAGAAGGCACCAGCGAAGGUAAUAGGCAAAGAAUUCUACAUGCCACACCGAGCAGUAAUACGCGAGAAUGCCGAAUCAACUAAGCUACGAGUGGCAUAUGACGCCUCGGCCCGUGCGUAUGACGGUGCGCCUUCUUUGAAUGAGUGUUUACACACUGGCCCCCGACUACAGAAUGAGCUAUGGAAUGUUAUUGUCCGCAACAGAUUCCAUCCUAUUGCAGCUGCCGGAGAUAUGCGCAAGGCCUUCCUACAGAUACGUGUUAAGGAAGCUGAACAUGACGCAUUGAGGUUCCACUGGAUUAAAGACAAAUCGACCGAAGAACUAGAAGUGCUUAGGUUUACGAGAGUGGUGUCCUUCCCCUUUCCUACUCAAUGCCGUGAUACAACAACACCUGGAAAGUGUGCAGUCCGAGUACCUAGGGACUGUACAAGAAAUUAA